AACACACGAAUGGCCCAAGGAAGCCACCAAAUUGAUUUUCAGGUUUUACAUGACCUGCGACAAAAAUUCCCUGAAGUCCCAGAAGUUGUUGUAUCCAGGUGCAUGCUACAGAAUAAUAAUAACCUGGAUGCCUGCUGUGCUGUUCUCUCUCAGGAGAGUACACGGUAUCUUUAUGGUGAAGGAGACUUGAAUUUUUCCGAUGAUUCUGGAAUUUCUGGUCUACGCAAUCACAUGACUUCUCUCAACUUGGACUUGCAAUCACAGAACGUUUACCACCAUGGAAGAGAAGGAAAUAGAAUGAAUGGAAGUAGGACUCUAACUCACAGCAUCAGUGAUGGACAACUUCAGGGUGGUCAGUCGAAUCAUGAAUUAUUUCAGCAGGAGCCACAGACAGCACCAGCUCAAGUUCCUCAAGGCUUUAACGUGUUUGGGAUGUCCAGUACAGCUGGCGCUGCAAAUUCAGUACCACACCUUGGAUUUCACUUAGGCAGCAAAGGAACUGCUAACCUUUCUCAACAAACUCCCAGAUUUAAUCCUAUUAUGGUAACGUUAGCCCCAAAUAUCCAGACUGGUCGUAAUACUCCUACAUCUUUGCACAUACAUGGUGUCCCUCCACCUGUACUAAACAGUCCACAGGGAAAUUCUAUCUAUAUUAGGCCUUACAUUACAACUCCUAGUGGUACAGCGCGACAAACACAGCAGCAUUCUGGCUGGGUAUCUCAGUUUAAUCCCAUGAACCCUCAACAAGUUUAUCCACCUUCACAGCCUGGUCCCUGGACUACUUACCCUGCAUCAAAUCCUCUGUCACAUACCUCAGCCCAACAGCCGAACCAGCAAGGCCACCAGACCUCUCAUGUCUACAUGCCCAUCAGUUCACCGACUACGCCACAGCCACCAACAAUUCAUUCAUCUGGUAGCUCACAGCCUUCUGCUCACAGCCAAUACAACAUUCAGAAUAUUUCAACAGGACCUCGGAAAAACCAGAUUGAAAUUAAACUUGAACCCCCACAAAGAAACAAUUCUUCAAAAUUACGUUCUUCUGGGCCUCGAACCUCCAGCAGUUCCUCUUCGGUCAACAGCCAGACCUUAAAUAGAAACCAGCCCACUGUUUACAUAGCAGCCAGCCCCCCAAAUACUGAUGAGGUGAUGACCCGUAGCCAACCCAAGGUCUAUAUUUCAGCCAAUGCCACCACAGGAGAUGAACAGGGCUUGCGGAACCAGCCCACGCUCUUCAUAUCCACAAAUUCGGGCGCAUCUGCUGCCUCCAGGAACAUGUCUGGGCAAGUGAGCAUGGGUCCUGCCUUCAUUCAUCACCACCCUCCCAAAAGUCGAGCACUAGGCAAUAACUCGGCCACUUCUCCUCGAGUAGUGGUCACUCAGCCCAAUACGAAGUACACUUUCAAAAUCACAGUUUCUCCCAAUAAGCCCCCUGCAGUUUCACCAGGGGUGGUGUCCCCUACCUUUGAACUUACAAAUCUUCUCAAUCAUCCUGAUCAUUACGUAGAACCAGAGAAUAUUCCGCACCUCACGGACCCUGCUUUAGCACACGUGGAUAGGAUUAGUGAAGCGCGGAAACUGAGUAUGGGGUCUGAUGAUGCUGCCUACACACAAGCUUUAUUGGUACACCAGAAGGCCAGAAUGGAACGGCUUCAAAGAGAGCUUGAAAUUCAAAAGAAAAAGCUGGAUAAAUUAAAAUCCGAGGUCAAUGAAAUGGAAAACAAUCUAACUCGAAGGCGCCUGAAAAGAUCGAAUUCCAUAUCCCAGAUCCCUUCUCUCGAAGAAAUGCAGCAGUUGAGAAGCUGUAAUAGACAACUCCAGAUUGACGUUGACUGCCUGACCAAAGAAAUUGAUCUUUUUCAAGCCCGAGGACCACAUUUUAAUCCCAGCGCUAUUCAUAACUUUUAUGACAAUAUUGGAUUUGUAGGUCCUGUGCCACCGAAACCCAAAGAUCAACGGUCCACCAUCAAAACACCAAAGAGUCAAGACACAGAAGAUGAUGAGGGGGCGCAGUGGAACUGCACUGCCUGUACGUUUUUAAACCAUCCAGCCUUAAUCCGUUGUGAAGAGUGUGACAUGCCAAGACAUUUCUGA
Messenger RNA from Chrysochloris asiatica (Cape golden mole), 2091 nucleotides. RefSeq names its product TGF-beta activated kinase 1/MAP3K7 binding protein 2 (gene TAB2). Gene Ontology annotation, molecular function: ubiquitin binding; K63-linked polyubiquitin modification-dependent protein binding. The record is from RefSeq and is a predicted model, not a curated record. Gene Ontology annotation, biological process: positive regulation of protein kinase activity. The transcript is spliced from 6 exons. The coding region runs from base 10 to 2091 and encodes 693 amino acids. NCBI's taxonomy places the organism in Eukaryota, Metazoa, Chordata, Mammalia, Afrosoricida, Chrysochloridae.